AUAAGUAUUAUGUGGUGGUACAUACUUGAAAACACAACAUGAGAAGAACCAAAAUGUAUUAAGAAUGCUCAUUCGUGACAGCAAUUCUGUAUUGUCUGCAGUACAAAGCAUCCGCUAGAAAACAACCUUAGCAGCCCAUGUUUUUCAUUGGGAAGCCCAUGUUUUUCAUUGGGUUGAACAUCAUGAGCUCCUUCCACAAUCCUUUAUAGUUCGAUACUCGAUAGUGUAUUCACCAAACAGCCUAUAUAUAGUUCAUCCCUAAGAGAGAGACAAUAGGCUUGAAAGACUCAUCUGCCAUGGCUGUAACUUCCUCUUCAUCUGGUGUUACCAGUGUUUUUGGUGUUGGAAAAUACACAACUCAGUUGCUCACCGUCGAACCCAACAAAGCAACUCCAAAUGCUCCCCCAAAGCCACUCUUAAUCGCCACCCCUACAGAAACUGGUGACUUUCCAGUGCUGAUGUUUCUUCCUGGCUAUAUGAUUCUGAAUUCCUUCUACUCUCAGCUCCUUCAACACAUAGCUUCUCAUGGUUUCAUCGCCGUUGCUCCCCAGUUAUAUCUCAUAUCUUGCUGUGAUGCAACUGAUGAGAUAAAAUCCUCGGCCGAAGUCACGAACUGGCUGUCGGAAGGAUUAACCAGUUUCCUUCCAUCUCAAGUCCAACCAGACCUGAAAAAACUAGCGUUAUCCGGACACAGCCGGGGAGGGAAAGUAGCAUUCGCGCUAGCUCUGGGCAAGACGGCGACGGCUGAUCUGAAAUUCUCAGCCAUAAUCGGCGUGGACCCCGUCGGCGGAACAUGCCCUGAUGUCCUCAACUCCACUCCUGAUUACUUCGACCUUAACAUGCCAGCAAUGGUGAUCGGGUCGGGCUUGGGAGAUGUCAAGAAGAAUCUUUUGAGCUGCCCUUGCGCGCCCAAGGGGUCGAACUAUGCCGCUUUCUACAGCAAGUGUCGCGCGCCGGCUUGUUGCUUGGUGGCUAAAGACUACGGACACACUGACAUGCUGGACGAUGAUACGAGAGGGAGUUUGCGUGGGAUGCUGACUUAUUGUAUGUGCAAGAACGGGCCGGCUAGGGCGCCGAUGCGGGCGUUUGUGGGCGGCGCUGUGGUGGCGUUCUUGAGAGGGUUUUUGGAGAGUGACAUGAAUCCUUUGAUGGGUAUUAUAGACCAGACUGAAACUGCACCUGUUGAGCUUCAACCAGUGGAUUCCAAAGAUUUGGUGAGGGCCUAAGUUGCAUGUUAUUGCAAAUGAAUGGAAUUGAAGGUUGUGUGUCAACUGUCAAGAAAGUAUGGUAGGUACUAGGUAGUAGUAAAUGUAGUCAGUAUUUGGGAGAAGGGAGUCGAAAUGGGAUCGUUAUAUCGUGUGCCCUGUCCAAAACGAUGUCAUUUUUAGGUUGAGUUUAGAUGUAUUAUGUUAAGAGUUUAUGUGUUUUAUAUUA
This is a messenger RNA of Ipomoea nil (Japanese morning glory), 1434 nucleotides long. Its product is annotated as chlorophyllase-2, chloroplastic-like. Bases 297 to 1226 code for a protein of 309 amino acids. Gene Ontology annotation, biological process: chlorophyll catabolic process. Gene Ontology annotation, molecular function: chlorophyllase activity. The transcript has 2 exons. The record is from RefSeq and is a predicted model, not a curated record. Lineage: Eukaryota; Viridiplantae; Streptophyta; Magnoliopsida; Solanales; Convolvulaceae.